Molecule: messenger RNA, 948 nt
Organism: Bolinopsis microptera
Lineage: Eukaryota; Metazoa; Ctenophora; Tentaculata; Lobata; Bolinopsidae
Product: probable RNA polymerase II nuclear localization protein SLC7A6OS
Exons: 2
Coding region: 30-836 (268 amino acids)
Biological process (GO): developmental process
Source: RefSeq, a predicted model, not a curated record
UUGGUAAUGUAAAAUGUGAAGAAGUCGCAAUGUCAGAUAGUUCACAACCUAAAGAAACCACCGCCGCCCCACCUAAAGAAACCACUGCCGCCCCCUUAUCAGUGCUUUAUGUGAAACGUAAGCGUGAUGAACCCAGCAAUCCUUCACUUUUUGUUCAGUUCGAUACAAAACGUCAGAAAGUUUUCAAUGAAUUCAAAUUCGUGACGUCAACUCCGACGGAACCUAAGAGACUUGACAGAGACGAACUUCACAAGAAAUACAAGCAUGAGAACACUGUAUCAGAUAUCAAGGAAAAAUGUCGUCGUGACCAGAACACUGCACGUAAAAACAACAAAUAUAAUCUGAUCUCUUCGCUAAGGACCGACGACGGUGCCCUGUUCUCAGCAGAGGUUCAGGAUCCAAACGAAGAUGAUAUUAUUUGUAAUGCCGAGAAAAUGUUAUCCGAAAAACUCAGCCUUAACGAGGCGCCACCUUCGUUUGUUAGCAAUGGAACUGAGGAGUGGGUAUAUGAUGUUUACCUUUGUGAGAAUGUCUGCCAAGGUGAUAUUGACGCUAUACAUUCUGAACAAUUAGAAGAACUCGACUUUGAGCCCGCAGAAAAACAGAAGUUUAUCAAUGAAUACGAUGAGGACUCAAAUGAUGAGAACUUUUACGGGAACGACUAUCCUGAUGAAGAAGCAUCCUCGUCAGGGGACUCCGAGAAAGAUUCUGAUGAUUCUGAGAGAGUUGUAAGUAAGAUGAGGUGUUCUAACGAGUUCUUUGAUUCAGAAUAUCAUGGUGUUAAUAAAUCUCAUUAUCUUGACAAGUAUUUGUGCAGUGAUACUGAUUCAGAUUAGUGCUGUUGUUUUUACCUGUUUACCUAUAUUUUAUCUUUUUAACUAUUUUGUGGCUUGCUUUGUAUUUGUUAAAAUUUUUGGAAUUUUAAAGUCAUAUAAUUUUGCUAUUUAA